GUUCCCCCCCGUUCGAAUCUCUACUAAACGACUGCUCUCGACUCGAUCCAGCAAUGUACAUUCGGUUACCCUCAGCGUGACGCUAGCCGCCCAUCCGAUCCUCUUUCUGUGCCCGUUCUUCUCCGUCUGCGACGACACCGGUUGGCAGAACGACCCGCGAUCGCCCGGACAGGUUUCCGACAGGCUCCCCGACAGAGCCGAAUAGACCACCAGGCACUGAUUCCUCUGACGACGCUAACUGUACCACAAUGACUUCGCCAUAUCAGUCGUCCAUGUCGUUCCCGUCGCCUCUACCCGGCUCCGACAUGGCGACUGCCUCUCGGUCCGUCACCGACCUCCCCCGCUCCCAAGUCGAUGCGAUCAUUCGCACCAAGCGGAAAGCGCGAGAGCCCAAAGCCUGCUACCCGUGUCAUGCCCGGAAGGUCAAGUGCGAUCGGAACCUCCCUUGCGACGGGUGCGUGAAGCGAGACCACGCCGAUCUGUGCUCGUACGAACGACCCUCGAAAAAACGCGUCAUGGCGGGGCCUCUCGCGCAGCCCUACCGCGAUAGUCCAGUCGGAGGCUCGCAGGCCAGUGUACCAGAAAGUGUCGGCCUCCCGGGCCCCGCGGAUGCCAAUAUGCGCUUGAAGCAGGAGCCCGGAUUAACGGAGGCCGGCUUGCGCCGGCCGAGCGGACCGGCCCCUGGAGCUCGCGUGUCGAUUGCGCGCGAGGAGUGGGACAACAUUCGCAGUCGACUUAGGGAUAUGGAGCAGACUAUCUCGAAUAUGCGGACCGGACUGGAGAGGGCGGAAGAAGGGCCGGCGUUGACGGAAACGGGAAGCGUCCAGAGCGCGGAGGCUAGCAACCGGUCUAAACCUCCGUCUCCUGAGCGCGAGGGCAUCCACGCGCCAAACACCUUGGGCGAGGGCACCGUCCAUCUGGGGUCGAGAUCUGUGUUGGCAUAUAUACUCAACAAUAAGUCUGGGUCGGACCAGUUGCAAGCCCUCUUGGAGGGAGGGAUCUUACCCAAGCUGGGUCUUGACAACGAGUCCGCGACGUAUCCGUUCGUUGAUCUGUGGUCCUCGGAUAUGUCGACCUUUGAUGUGAGCGCCGUUUGUGGCGCACUUCCCAGCGAUCGACAGUGUAAAGAAUUCUUCAUCUACUAUCGUGAUAUUGCGGGCGCUAUCUACCCCGUGCUUGGAGAUAUCCCGCAGUUCGAAAUGUAUCUCGAUCUUGUUCUACAAAACCGAGCGGCGAUGGGCGGAGCGUACCAAGUAGAUGCGAAUCAGACGCAGAAGCCGUUCGGCGUCAGCAUUGCCUUUUUGGGUUUGCUGUUUGCUGUGUUGGCGUCCGGCUGCCAAUCUUCUGACAUCCCUGGUAAAGAACGAGAGUUGACCUCUCAGGUUUACGUUUGUUGCUCCUACCAAUGUUUGCGGAUGACCAAUUUCAUGUCGCAGCCGACAAUCGAGGCCAUUGAGACUCUCCUGGUCAUUGGCAAUGUUCUGUCUUAUAAUAUGAACCCGGGAAUUUCCUACGUGCUUCUCGGCAUGACUCUCCGAAUGGGGCUGGCUCUUGGAUUGCAUGUUGAAUCAAGUCACUUCUCACCGGCAGAGAGAUACCGGAGACGACAUGUUUGGUGGUCGAUGGCGUGGCAAGAUAGUCACUUCUCUCUAUCCUACGAUCGGCCCUCGACGACAGCCGUGAGCCAACCUGAUAUCGCAUACCGCGACGACUCCGUUCCAAACGAUCGACCAUACUUCGAAUCUCUCUGCCGGGUCAUCUCACUGGCGUUGGAGGUCGUCCGUGGCCGAAUGCUCAGCCCUCAUAACCAAAUGAGUUCCAAAUCCAUCCAAUCGUACAAAGAGAGAAUCCAGCAGGUCAUCGCCGAGGCCCAACCGUACCUGCGGGACCGCGAGUACUGCAUGACGCCCACACAACACCUAGAGCGGCUCGUCCUGAAAUUGCACUCAUCCUACUUCUCCUCCGAGCUGUGUCGGCCAGCUCUCAAAUACGCCGCCCACCCCAAAGACCCAGCCAUCGCCAGCAUGCGCGCAGACUGCGUAAGCAGCCUCAUGACAACAGUGGAAGCCUACAUCGAAAUGCACUCAGUCAGCUCGCACGCCUCCCGCUCAUGGAUCACCCUCCAGCGAGCCAUCAGCUCCAUCUUCCUCCUAGCCGUCACAGAGGAGUCCAAGACCGACCCUCGGUUCUGGUCCCUCCUCCAGCAACUAAAGCUAAUCAUCUCCGAGCGCGCCAACUCCGAAGGCUUCCCCGCCGGCGAACCCGCCGCCCCAUCCGCAACCAGCCCCGCAGCCCUCAGUUCCGCCUCCCCCGCAUCAGCAGCCGUCGCAAUCGACACUCAAACACAGUGGGCCAAGCCCCUCACAAAGACUCUCAGCGCACUGGAGAAACUCGAAGCCGCAUUCGCAUCGCACGGCAUGGCCCCGUCGACGGGCUCCGGGCCCGCCGGGUCUCCGGCCUACAUGCACCCAGUGGCAGCCCCCGGCAGCGCCACAAUGGGCCCCUUCGCGGCGCCCGUCUCUGCCAGCUUGACGCCCAACAUGGGAUCGCUCCCGCCGCCGACUCCGGAAAGCUCUACCAGCAGCGAGUGGACGUUCCCGAAUAUCCUCGACCGGGCGUCGGAGUACAUCCACCCGCCAUUGUGGAGUUGAUUCGGUCCACUUGUGAUGGUUGAUUUUCUUUUGUUUUAGCACUGGUUGCAUUUUUUCCCGGUUUUGCAUGAUUGUACGAUGGGUGUUUAGUUGAUUGGUUGGUUGGAUGGAUGGAUGGGCUGGCGAGGAAAAAUACACGGGUUGGUUCUUUGAUUGAUUGGCUUUUUGGAGAUAUCUUUGUUGUAUACAUUAGGAUAUUAUCGUGAGGUAUUUGGCGUUAUUGGGCGCCAUAUGCUUAAUUUAAC
This is a messenger RNA of Aspergillus candidus, 2896 nucleotides long. RefSeq names its product putative C6 transcription factor. Lineage: Eukaryota; Fungi; Ascomycota; Eurotiomycetes; Eurotiales; Aspergillaceae. Gene Ontology annotation, molecular function: carboxy-lyase activity; DNA binding; zinc ion binding. Gene Ontology annotation, biological process: regulation of DNA-templated transcription; DNA-templated transcription. The record is from RefSeq and is a predicted model, not a curated record. Bases 249 to 2651 code for a protein of 800 amino acids. The transcript is spliced from 5 exons.